CUCUGCUUUUAAAAUGGCGGACAAGAGUACAUUUGUUGGCGCAAGGUUGCGGGUUUCGACGAACGAAGGAGAUUAUGAAGGAACUGUCCAUAGCAUAGACAUAGAAAAGAGAAAGGUUACGUUAAGUAAAGUGGUUUCGUGCGGCACAGGAAGGAAACUUCAUGGAUUUCAUAAUUUUUUUGGUCAUGAGCUGACCACAUUGGAGUUGUUGGAAGAGGCUAGUAACAAUGCUUCACAGGAUCAAGCGGCAGAGAAUGGCCAGAGGCAUGAUACUAGGGAAGAAAAACAACUCUACGGGGAAAACUCAGACAUUGCAUCAAAUCAUUCACUGCAAAUGUCAUCUAAACCAGAUAGAGGAUUUGGAGGCAGAGGAGUUGCAAAGGCAUUUGCAGAUGCUGGCAUUGGAAUCAAUUCAAAGUUAGGAGUAAAAAAGACAGCUGUUUCCAGUGGAUCUUUCUCUAGAGAUGCGAGCGAUGAAGGAGACAGUCUGUUGAAAAGGCACCCUAUCAUAGCAGAGAAGUAUCUUUCUGACGUAACACUUGAUGAGGAAAUAAAGGAGAAUAUAAGUCCUAAUGCACUCCCUGAUAUUGUGCCUAUUGAUUCAUUUGGGAAGUCAUUUGAGGAAGCAGUAAAAUUCAUAAGCAAACAGCGAGUUAUUGGUGUGUGCUGCGAAGGUGUAGAUCUUGGCAGACUAGGAAAACUUUGUUGGCUUGUGAUUGGCUGUAGCAAAGUCAUUUACUUGUUUGAUGUUCUCACUCUUGGAGCUCCAUGUUUUGAUGAGGGAUUACAGGACAUUCUUGAAAGUGGAGACAUACUGAAGGUAUUUCACGACUGCAGACUGGCCAGUGAUGCCCUCUUUCACCAAUAUCAUAUCCGCCUCAUGAACGUGUUUGAUACUCAGGUGGCAGAUGCGAUAAUUUACAAGAAUGAAAGAGGAGGGGAGUUGCCUAGAUAUGUAAAUGGCCUAGUCGCCUGUUUGUAUGAGUACUUGAACUUGUCACCAGAGAACGUGUCCUUCCAGAAAGUGCGACAAAAAUUCAUGAAGACAAAUGCAUCUAUUUGGGCUGUUCGGCCUGCUUCAGAGGCUCUUUUAGAUGCCGCUGCCAAGCACGUCAUGUACCUAAGGGAGCUGCGGCUUGCUCAAAUGGAGAGACUAAUGGCAGAAUUUCUUUAUGGCGUCGAUAUUUACCUGAGUGUCGCUCGAGAUUCCAAGGAGUUGAACCCUAAGGUGAAAGGUCAGCUGCUCCCUGCAAAGUUCAAAGAACUGAACCAUUUCAAUUACCGGCAUCGGUCGAGGCGAUAUGAUGGUGACUUCCAUGAAGAUGCAAAAGGAGUCGUACCAGAGGACGUGCUGGCCAGUCGGGAUGCCUGGUGCGAAGGCGAUCAGUUCACGCAUGCGUAUGAGAAUAAAAAGGGACGUGUGAAGGAAACUGUCAACCCUAUCUAUACUCCCGUGGACAGGCUGAAGGAGAAAUGGCGCGAAAGCGGGAGUGAUUCUGACGGAAGUAACGUCACUUCAGAAAGCAGUGGAUUUAGCAUGGAAGCAGUAACACGAAAUCAAGUCGCUGCAACUCUUGCUGUCAAGUCAUCUUCUGUUUCAAUUCAACCCCGCCCGCAGGAAAUAUUCACAGAGAAAGACUUUCCACCUCUGAACGGCCCUGAUUCUAAGGGGCUUGGGACCCCACCUCGACAAAAGGAAAAACAUCGUCUUCAUUUGCAAGCCGAUAGAAGAAUGGAGGCAAACGUAAGGGAGACAGCCCAUGCGCAGGAGCCCGGACUACAGUCUAAUUCUGCAGAGCCGCCAAGUCUCUUACUACAACGUGCUAAUGCUCUUUCGAGAGAAUCCGCAUCCUUGCCUGGCCGCGGGCGGGCGGGAGCUUUGUUGCGGCACGCCGCUCUCCCGGACGUGAGAUUGCCCGCUGGGUACGAUGGAUCGGGAUACUAUCACUACCAGGCAAGUGGUGCUGAUCGCUACGAAGCAGUUAGAAACGAAUUCCACUUUCCCACCGAUGAAGAACUCCUCACUGCUCCGGAGGUCGUUCCAGUUGCCGACCAUCACCUUGUUGGUGGAACAACAGUAAGGAUCAGAAAGACUUGACGUGAUGUAUGUUGCGUGACGCGUUACCUAAGAGGUGACGUUUGUUGCGUGACGCGUGUCUUAGGGGAUGAAAGUUGGCGGGAAAAGUUCUUAUCGUCGUGGGACCAUCAACGUUUUUCCUGUCGCCUGUGCAUUUCGCGCGAGGAUUUGCAUUUCUGCAUUGGGAUUUCGAAAUAGAUUUGCAAUGAGGACGUGCAUAAUCGUGCAUCAUUUUUUUCGAGAAAGGACCGUCAGGAGCUCACUCCUAGUACGAUACGGAAACUGUUUUUUAUCAGCAAACGAAAAACGUCAAAAUUGCAUUUAUUUACCAAUUACAUGUCAAGUUUUUCACGUUGAGUUGAUACCACUCUGAGAAGCUGUAGAUAGGGAAGAAUCCUUAAACUUUCAGUGAUGUCCAAACCACCGAGGUCUCUUUACAUUUAUUUCCCGAUGUUUCCCUUGAAAAUUCACUCAACCCAGUUGUGAGACCACACCGUCAAGGCGCAGAUCGGAGAAAGUGGACAUUUCGGUGGAUCAAUGGCGAGAUCCAAGAAUGCUGAAAUGUGACUCAGUUGUUAGUCAUUUGAUUUUUUUAAAGGAACCUCUUUUUGAAAAAGACUACCAAAAAGCGUUUAAGAAUUUCAAGGUGCAGUAGCUCGAUCACCUUUCUGAAAAGGGUUAAUGUCAGUGGUCGUAUGAUCUCAGGAACCAAGAGAUUAUAAAAUGCAGUUUAUAACCUCUUGCAGGAACCUAUCGAAGUUUCUGUGGCUCUUAUAAGCGACUGUUUGGGGGACGUGGUGGUCUUACGGUCAGUGCGUUGGACCGGGUGGAAAGGUCUGAAUUCGAGACCUGGCUUUGUCACCGUGUUGUGUUCUUGGGCGAAACGCUUGACUCUCACAGUGCUCCUCUCCACCCAGGAAUAUCAAUGGAUACACGCGAAUUUUCAGGGAAGCCUGAUGUAAUUCUGGGGGGUAACCUCAGGAUGAACUGGCGUCCCAUCCAGGGGGGGGGGGGGUAGUAAUAUUCCUAGGCACUUAUGUUAUGGAAACCGCGAUAAGCUCCGGCUGGAUUGGCCACUUGCCUCCACUACUAAACUUUCAUUCAUCGUGCGACGAAGAGUUUUGCUGCAUCUCAUCAGGGUUUGCCUGGCAGUGAACUGGUGCGUGUUUGUACUCCUGGUUAGAGAAAAGCACAGAGUGAGCAAAGUGUCUCGCUCAAGAAGGUAACCCAUUGACCGGGUUAGAGGUCGAACCCAGACCCCUCGACGUGCUCGUUCCGGUCUUCAUUGUGAAAGCCAAUAGGUAACUGCAUUCCGAGGCCUACACAGGGAGAGAUUUCAGAAACCUUCACUUAUUGUUUACCGUUUUUUUUUUUCGGUAGUUUUCGGGGCCUUUGUAUUGUCUUUAUUUGACUAGUUGUAUUUAGUUUACAUUUGUUAAGGAUUGCUCUAAAAUUAGGUGGAGCUUCACCGGUAAGGCAGUUAGUCCUUUGAACAGCUUCGUUAAUCGUCUCAUGAGUCCUAUCAGCCACUAAUGAAUAGAGCGAGCUCUCACGAGCACUCCCGAGGCAUGGCCACGAGAGCACGAGAUGAGCGAAAACGAGGGAAGUUUGAAUCGGGUCGCAAACCCAAAUCUCCCCCGUUUUUUCGCUCCUGUGCUUCCGUUGUGCCGUUUAUUCUCCCGCUUUGUUUUACUAUGCAAGUCUCGGUGUUACCAAUAACUAUUUGUCAGCUAUGUGAUACGCAAACUAAUAAUGAACCAUUAUAACUCUCCGGUUUGCUGUCUGCUACGAAAUCAACGGGGUUACACCAUACUAAACGUAGAGUAGUCUAGACGGAGUCAAUUACAUGAAAUUUUGACCAUCGAGAUUGGAAAAGUGGUUAGUUACACAUGUUCCUAGCUCCAUGAGUUAAAAGAUACAGAUCCUUAGAAAUGGUAGGCAGAGUGCAGAUGCAUUUGCGGCAUGGGAAAACACCAUCUGACUUAUCUAACAAGCUAUUAGUUGACAAGGCUUUUACUGAUGACAAUAUUAAACGCCUCACAAACGA
Molecule: messenger RNA, 4124 nt
Organism: Stylophora pistillata
Lineage: Eukaryota; Metazoa; Cnidaria; Anthozoa; Scleractinia; Pocilloporidae
Product: piRNA biogenesis protein EXD1
Biological process (GO): piRNA processing; nucleobase-containing compound metabolic process
Cellular component (GO): PET complex
Molecular function (GO): 3'-5' exonuclease activity; nucleic acid binding
Source: RefSeq, a predicted model, not a curated record